AUGCCUCCUUCUCCUUCGUCCCCUCAGACAUACAGCUAUACCCCAGCCCAAACUCAAACUCAAGCGCAAACAUCUCCCACGAAACAUGCUUACGGACAUAGCCAUGGGAUCUUCCAUACCCACUCCCACCAUCAUUCCCACGGACAUCACAUACCCCUCGUCCAUCGACAUUCCCAUCCUUCUUCCCCUUCGCCUUCCCACUCUCCUGCACGGUCGCCUCCCCUGACAUCGCCCAAGAAGAAUCCCGGAUUAACACUCAAUACAGAAGUGAUCAAGGGUAGUGGAGCAGAGACCAAGUUGUCGAGGAGUAAAAGUAAAGGGAAAGCAAAAGUGCAAGAGGGAGAAAAGAAUGUCAAAGAUAAGGAUAGAUUGGUCAGAGAGGUGGGAAGUGCUACAAUCAGUCUACGUGCGGGUGUGGUCGAAGGUUUAGAUGAUGAUGAUGAGGAGGAGGAUCAGGAUCAGAAUGGACAUCAUCGGGAUGAUAGGAAUAAGGGGUCAAGUAGUCGUAUGGUCAAACCGAAUCGACAGCCAUCUUCUGGCUCUGGGUCCGGUCUUAUACCUUCACAACAACUACCUGGUCCAUCUUCCACCGACAAUGCGUACACAAUCAACAUCCCAUCCGAUGCCAGACGAGUUCGCAAAACGCGUAGUAAUUCUCUUCAUUACCCUUCUACCCAACCCUCCUCAGUGAUCGACCGAUCAUUCUAUCUACCCCAUUAUUCGACAGACCAGCAGUACUCUCUCAAACCUCGAUCUACCACCAGCACCAGCACUAAAAACCAUGGGUCAUCUAUCCUGCCUCUUGAGCUGGGCCUAGGGGGCGAUUUCGACCUGUCAUUCGGCGAAGCUGUCAGAAGAGGUGAACAGUCUUCCGAAAUGCCCCUACCGAAAGAAGCCCUCAGAGUACUGUGCGAAGCAAAGGAGAAUCUGGGUCUGGGCAAUGGGGUGAAACAAGGUAGGAAAGGUAGUAUGGGUAUGGGACUUUUCAAGGAAUCGAGAGAGUCUGUACCUACCACAAAGAAAUUGAGGGACAAGGAUAGGCAGAAAGAGAGAGAAUCGGCGGUGGAAGAACAUGAAAGUGAAGAUGUCAUGGAUGAGAUAGACCAACAACAUCAACAACAGCAGAGAAAAGAAUCAAGAUCAAAAUCCCGUCCUAGACCUAAACCCACUACCACACAGUCCACUACCAGCUCGCGAAAUAACUCCACAAACGUUUUACCUUCAUCAUCACGGAAUGGAAGUUCAUACAGUUUACGAAGACAACAAUCGAACGAAAAUGCCAUCAUCAUCGGACAAAGUCCAGAUCAACCUAGUGGUGGGAUGGUCAGUCCAAGUACACCUGUUCCCAUUCGAGCUAUAUCAAGACGAAGACAGGAAUUAAUGGAUGAAGAUGUUGAUUAUGGUUCUGGAUCUACAAGUGGAAGUGGGGACCAAGAUGAAGAGAUCCCCGUUGGAAUUGCCAUUUCCUCGCCUCUAUUGAGACACCAUUCACCUGCUUCUGCCUCGGCUUCAGCAGAUGUGAUUUCUUCACCUGCACAUAUAUCGGAUAUCGAUCAGGAAGAGGAUUCAGGAUGGACCACGACUACUACUGAAUCUUUGUCUGAUGACGAUGACGAUGAGGAAGACGAUGGAGACAGGAUGUGGAAUUCGGACGAUGAGAAUGGAGGAGACGAUACGGAUGCAACGGAUGAUGGUUUGACGGUACCACUUCAACCGUUCAAUCAUGCCGUGGGAGGACAUAGUAGUAUUUACAAGUUUACUAGAAGGGCUGUGUGCAAGCCCCUCGUCAGUCGAGAGAACCUGUUCUACGAAGAGGUCGAAAAACUAGCACCUGCCCUCUUAGCGUUUAUCCCUCGCUAUCUUGGUGUCAUGUUGGUCAACUAUCGUCGACAACUGCGUGCCCCUACAGAAGGAUCCAUGACUCCCAUCGACUCGCCAGCGCAAUCACACCCUUCCACACCCGGUCUACCUGGUAGUAGACCGAUGCUGCAUCCUACAUCCACCAGUCUCUCUGCUCAGUCCACUCGAAGUAUGCCAACCACUGGUGUCGAAAUACCAGAAGUAUCGUUGGAUUUCAAUCGGCAUGUGGUCCCCGAUUGGCUUUUCAAGAAAGACGAUCGAGGUCGAAGUAAGAAUAGUAGGAUGUACGGUACAUCUGAUGAAGAGGGAAGUAAGAGAACUCUGAGACCUUCCUCAGCUCGGUCACAGGAAUUCGUCAGAUACACUUCCAAUUCUCCUUCAAGCUCCUGGCAGAGUUCGAUGCUUGGUGGAUCACCUCAUCUCAAAGCCAACCCAUUGACUACACCCGCCGUACCGAGACCUAUUCAAGAGACGAUCGAGGAGCCUUCCACACCUGCACCCUCCCCCUCUACUUCCUUAUUCAAACAACAUCUGCACCAUACUAUAUCUACACCGACUUUACCUUCGAGAAUCGGUCAAUUACCUUCUUACAACCCCAGUUUAAGUGAAAUUGGCGGAUCCGGGAGUGGGUAUAAUUCACCUCAUCCUUUUGGUGGGACUGGAUCAACCAGUGUGAACACGAAAUUGAAAGAUCACGUGUUCGCUACAAUCCUCAAGAAAUUGCGCAAGAGAGGUAUGGGUUUGCAUUAUAGUAGACACGAUGAUGAGGCUGAUGUAGAGGCGGAUGAUGAAUUUGGGGAAUCGACUGGGGCAUGUGUGAGAUCACGAUCGAGAAAUAGAAUGAGAAGGAGAUCUGAGAGAAGAUUGUUGGAGGGAAGUGGAAGUAUGGAUCUCAGGUCUUUGUCAUCUGCUCAUGAGGAUGAAAGUGGGAUCAGAAGAACGAAGAGUGAUGUGGUAUUGACCGAUAGAGGUAAAAGGGAUCAAAGUGUAGAAAGAGGAAUGUUCCAUAUGGAAGAUAUAGGUGAAGAUGAUGAUCAACAUGAGAACAGAUUGGAGAUGAUCAAGAAAAAUCGAAAUAAAUUACCUUUAGGAAAUGGAUUACACCCUAUGACCAUGGCCAAGACUUCGACUUCGACUAUCACUCCAAUCGUAGAUUCACCUCUUCAUACCGCAACGACCCAAUCUCAUAUCUCUGUACCACCUUCACCAUCUGUCAAUCCGGAUGAGAUCGCCCGUCAGGAAUUAUUUAUAUUCAUGGAGGAUCUUACGGGUCGAUUGAAACAUCCUUGCGUGCUAGAUCUGAAAAUGGGUACGAGGCAGUACGGAUACGAUGCGACGCCUUUGAAGAAACGCAGUCAGAGAAAGAAAUGCGAUGCUACGACUAGCAGGACAUUGGGUGUGAGGAUGUGUGGGAUGCAGGUAUGGAAUAACGAAACCCAAUCGUUUGUGUCUCGGAACAAAUACCGCGGCAGGGAAAUCAAGACAUCCGAUUUCCCCAAUGUCCUUCACAGUUUCUUAUCUGAUGGUGAAACGCUCCUGGUCGAUCAUAUACCGAUCAUCGUCCAGAAAUUGCAUAACCUAGCGGCGAUCAUGUUACGACUUGAUGGGUUCAGAUUCUACGGAUGCAGUUUGCUGUUGAUUUAUGAUGGGGAUAAAGAGAUUCAAGAUCAUUAUCGAUCUGUCAUCAGGAAUGGACAUGGAAAUGAAAAUGAGAAUGUCAAUGAUAUUGAACAUUUACAAAAAGUACAACAAGAAGAAGAAGAUCACGAUGAAUGGGCUGAACAUCGACAUCGACCGCUCAAACGAAUCGAUCAAAGUGACUCUCACACCCAUCAAGAUGAAAGAAGAAGUAGAAGUGUUGAUUUACAUUCACACCAUUCUCAUUCACAUUCAAGAAGGCGUAAAUCCCAUUCUCACUCCCACACCCACUCGCAUUCACAUGGAAGAUCAAGUACUACCGGGAGCGGUGAACACGGACAUCCUCACACUCAUACUCAUCGUAAGAUAAGGGGAGAAGUGAAUAUCAGAGUGGUAGAUUUCGCCCAUACCACCACAGGGCGUGAUUUCUUAUUAUUCUCCAAAGAACAUAAAGAUCCGGAUGAUAAGACAUUGGGUAAAGGUUAUGAUACGAAAUUUGAUGAAAUCACUGGAUUACCCUACGCUAGAUUCCCACCGAAAUUCCCUAACAGACCCGAUAUGGGUUUCAUAUUUGGUUUGAAGAAUGUUUGUGAAUCGUUGAAGAACAUCUAUAAAACUUAUCAACAUGAAUGUGAGAGUGUAAUUGAUGAUCUGGUGAUUGGGGAGAAUGAAGAUGUGUUUGAGAGGGCCUUUGGGAAUAAUGAAGAGGAUGAGUUGAGUACGUAA
Messenger RNA from Kwoniella botswanensis, 4224 nucleotides. RefSeq lists its product as uncharacterized. The coding region runs from base 1 to 4224 and encodes 1407 amino acids. Gene Ontology annotation, biological process: phosphatidylinositol phosphate biosynthetic process; inositol phosphate biosynthetic process. The record is from RefSeq and is a predicted model, not a curated record. Gene Ontology annotation, molecular function: inositol hexakisphosphate kinase activity. Gene Ontology annotation, cellular component: cytoplasm; nucleus. The transcript has 3 exons. NCBI's taxonomy places the organism in Eukaryota, Fungi, Basidiomycota, Tremellomycetes, Tremellales, Cryptococcaceae.